Molecule: messenger RNA, 393 nt
Organism: Metarhizium brunneum ARSEF 3297
Lineage: Eukaryota; Fungi; Ascomycota; Sordariomycetes; Hypocreales; Clavicipitaceae
Source: RefSeq, a predicted model, not a curated record
AUGGCUGCCGAAGUGUCCCACGGCCGAGGAGGAGCCGGCAACAUCAACCCCGACAAGACGGAGUAUGUCGACGGGGAAGUCGUCCGCGCCGGCAUCGAGGGGAGCCAUGGCGACGGCGCGUACAGCGCGGGCAGAGGAGGCGCUGGUAAUAUCGGCGACGUCGGGUCCGCCCCGGCGGCUCGCAAGGACAAGGACGUGGUGCCCGAGUCGGCGUAUCGCGCGAGCCAGGACAACCAGGACUACCACACGGGGCGCGGGGGCGCGGGGAACGAGCAUGUUGCGAAUGGGCACGGCAAGAAGGCGGCGGCGGACAGGACGGGGGAGGAUGUUGCGGCGCCCGUUGGCUUGGCGGAUAAGUUGAAGCAGAAGCUGUUUGGUGUCAUCAAGAGGUAG